AUGUCGACAACAAUUUAUUUCUCAUAUCCAACUUAUUCAAAUGAAAGAGAAUUCACUACCUAUGAUAAUGACAGUGAAGAUGAAGAUUAUGAUUAUGAUCAAACAUAUAUUGAUGGUAAAGAUUAUUCAUUACAAACUAAUCAAUUAAAUAAUAAUUUAAAUAAAUUAAAUUCUGGUCAUACAAGUUGUAAAACUGGUCAAGUAAUUCCAAGAACUGAUAAAGAUUAUAAAGCUGCAAUUGAAUAUAAAAAAGCAAAGAAAUUAGCAAUUAAACAAUUAAAAGAAAAUAAAUUAUCAACUUCACCAACAACUACAACCACUACUACUGCUAUAGAAUCACCAUCAGAGUCUGAAUCAAAUGAUGAAUUAUCAGAUGAAAAUAAUAAUAAAACAAAGAAAUUAACAAAAUUAGAAGUAAAAUCAAUUAUUGAAAAAGAAACUGAUGUAAAGAAAAAAGAAAGAUUACCAUCAAGUAUUGAAGUUUAUAAUAGAAUUUUACAUGAUGAACAAUUAAAAGAUAAAAUUCAAGAUUUUAUCAUUACCUAUGAAGAUCGUUUCGAUGGUUUAUGUGAUGUCGAGUUAUUAAAAUUAGAUGAAGCCAUUCCAUUCCAUAGAAUUAGACAAUUUAGACAUUUAAAUCAAAUUGUAUGGUCACGUUCUGAAAGAUUUUAUGAUUUCUCAAGUUUAUUAGGUUAA
Molecule: messenger RNA, 696 nt
Organism: Dictyostelium discoideum AX4
Lineage: Eukaryota; Evosea; Eumycetozoa; Dictyosteliales; Dictyosteliaceae
Exons: 1
Coding region: 1-696 (231 amino acids)
Source: RefSeq, a predicted model, not a curated record